Merops nubicus (carmine bee-eater) is the source of this 2356-nucleotide messenger RNA. Its product is annotated as C-terminal-binding protein 1. Gene Ontology annotation, molecular function: oxidoreductase activity, acting on the CH-OH group of donors, NAD or NADP as acceptor; NAD binding; transcription corepressor activity. The transcript is spliced from 8 exons. NCBI's taxonomy places the organism in Eukaryota, Metazoa, Chordata, Aves, Coraciiformes, Meropidae. The record is from RefSeq and is a predicted model, not a curated record. The coding region runs from base 14 to 1282 and encodes 422 amino acids.
UCGACCUCCGAUCAUGAAUGGGCCCAUGCACCCACGCCCCUUGGUAGCGCUGCUGGAUGGCAGGGACUGUACAGUAGAAAUGCCUAUUCUGAAGGAUGUAGCCACAGUGGCAUUUUGUGAUGCUCAGUCUACACAAGAAAUCCACGAAAAGGUACUAAAUGAAGCAGUGGGUGCACUGAUGUAUCACACUAUCACUUUAACACGAGAAGACCUGGAGAAAUUUAAAGCACUUCGAAUAAUUGUCCGAAUUGGCAGUGGUUUUGAUAAUAUUGACAUCAAAUCUGCCGGAGAUUUAGGGAUUGCAGUGUGCAAUGUGCCAGCUGCCUCAGUAGAAGAAACAGCAGAUUCUACCAUGUGCCACAUCCUGAACCUGUACAGGCGAACCACCUGGCUGCACCAGGCUCUGCGGGAAGGCACGAGAGUACAGAGCGUCGAGCAGAUUCGGGAAGUGGCUUCUGGAGCUGCCAGGAUCAGAGGGGAGACCUUGGGCAUUAUUGGGUUAGGGCGUGUUGGGCAAGCAGUAGCACUACGUGCCAAAGCCUUUGGCUUCAGUGUGAUUUUCUAUGACCCAUACCUCUCGGAUGGCAUGGAGCGUGCUCUGGGACUGCAGCGGGUGAGCACUUUGCAGGACCUGCUGUUCCACAGUGACUGUGUUACCCUGCACUGCAACUUGAAUGAACACAAUCAUCAUCUUAUUAAUGACUUCACCAUAAAGCAGAUGAGACAAGGGGCUUUCCUGGUCAACACAGCUCGAGGUGGGUUAGUAGACGAAAAAGCACUUGCACAGGCCCUGAAGGAAGGAAGGAUACGAGGGGCAGCCUUAGAUGUACAUGAGUCAGAACCAUUCAGCUUUAGCCAGGGCCCCUUGAAGGAUGCACCAAACCUGAUCUGUACCCCACAUGCAGCCUGGUACAGUGAACAAGCCUCGAUUGAGAUGCGGGAGGAAGCAGCACGAGAGAUCCGAAGGGCGAUCACAGGUCGUAUUCCAGACAGUCUGAAAAACUGUGUUAACAAAGAUCAUUUGACUGCAGCUACACAUUGGGCCAGCAUGGAUCCCGGCGUUGUCCAUCCAGAGCUUAAUGGUGCUGCAUACAGCAGGUAUCCCCCAGGCGUUGUAAGCGUGGCUUCGACUGGCAUACCUGCAGCAGUAGAAGGAAUAGUCCCCAACCCCAUGUCUUUAUCACACGGCCUCCCUGCUGUAGCCCACCCGCCCCAUGCUCCUUCCCCCGGCCAAACUGUCAAACCAGAAGCUGAUAGAGACCACCCGAGCGACCAAUUGUAGCCUACGAAAACAGCAUUCCCAACAUCAGAGAUUUCAACUUCAGCGUGUGGAAAAAAAAAAAAAGGCAAAACAAAACCCUGGAUUUUGAUUAAAGGCAAAACCAUGAACUUACAGGAGGAGACGAUUAUUGUUUUAGAAACUGGUCCAAUAUACAGUAUAAAAGGAAAAGGUGGGAGACAAAAAGAAGAUUUGGAAACAUUUUUUCCUCCGUAUAAAUUGUAGUUUGUCCCUGUCCAGUGGACUGAUUCACUGUUUCUGUGUCCUAUGGGUUCUUUGUUAAGCAAGAGAAGUUAGUAGUUAAUUAUAUCAUGAAUGUACUUGUCUGUGUACAGUUUUUAGAACAUUAAAAAGGGUUUGUUUGCUUAGCUGUCAAAGGAAAAACAUAAGGGAGGCAUUCAACAAACCAGUUUUGAGAUUAAAAAUCCUUUCUUUUAUAUUUUAAAACAUGCCCAAAAAUGAGGCAGUUGGCAAACUUCUCAGGACAAUGAAUUUUUCCCAUUUUUCUUUCUACGCCACACAGUGCAUUGUUUUUUCUACCUGCUUGUCUUAUUUUUUAGAAUAAUUUAGUAAACAAAAGAAAAACAGUUUCUCCUAAUUUUGGCAUGAAUUCCCUUAUUUCAAAAUGAAGAUAACCUUGCAAAGAGAUUUUGAGGAAAAAAAAAAGGUUUUGUAUAAACGAGCGUUGUGCUUUUUGUCACCAGUUAAAGUAUAUAUUAUUGGUGGUAUGCGAAAAAGGCACUAGACUACUGAAAAGUAGCAGCAUUUCAUUGCCUACAUUGAUUCCUUCCUGGUAAUGUGGUAGGCUAGCAAUAUUUUUGGUUAAAAACAUGUUUGUGACUGUAACCAUUUGUAUGAAUUAUUUUAAAGAAAUAAAAAUCCCAGACAAAUAUCAUAUGUGUAAAAAUUUUUAUUUCUAGUAACUGUUUAUUCAACUUUUAUUAGGUUUCUUAGCUGUAAUUUUUAAACAGAUGCUGUCAAGUAUUUCAUUUCUAGCUUUACUUUGCUCUCUGUUGUUUGUAAUACUGUCUUGGAAGCUUGAAAAAAAUAAAAAGAAAAGUAAUUCUUUCCAUACCA